AUGGCUUCCGACAUUACAGUAUGCCUAUGGAAUGAGUUGUUGGAAUACGAGAAAUCAGAUGUAAUUCUCUUUAUUCUAAGAAGCAUCAAUAGCUCUUUUUUCCGAAAUGAUUCGCUUAAGCUAACAGAGCGUGAAGAAAUACGUAGAGGCUGUGUCUCGAGCACACCAACGGUGGAAAAGAGAUUACUUCUAUAUGGCAGUGUUAGUUAUGGUCGCAAGGAUGUCUUUCUGUCACUUGUUCGUUCUGUACGGUUGCGAAGAGUUGAUGAUUUCGCGACAAAUGUCUCACUACGUUAUAUGGUAGGAGAUGAGCUUCCGGAUUGUUUUCUAGAGCCACUGGUGGUCUCCGCUCAUACAAAAAGCUUCUUAAGGUGGUAUCGUGUUGGGUUAGCCAUUAAGUAUGGGAUUAUGAAAAGAAUGCAAACUCGGAUCGAGCGAGUUAGACAGAGACUUGAAAUGAUUCUGAAGGGAUCAAUAAGUGCAAAUACCUCAACACUUGAUGAAAUGAAAAAUGAGAAUGGGUCCAUUCACAGUACCAGCACGGUGCCAUCAGGCUGCGACAAAAGCGACUCAAGUGAAUCUGUGGCAAAUUUUUCCAAAUAUGUUGCCGCCCUUGAGGAGAAUCAGAUUAACAUUAGGCAAAUGUCAACAUCUGUUCCAACCCUAUUUAUUUUGUGGUCAUGUCAGGACUUUGAGUGUAUCGAAUGGCUUAGGAAGAAUAUUUUCAAUAGGAGAACGGGGAAGACUCUUUCAAGGGCGUGUGUAACAUGUUCACAGGAAACUAGCAAUUCCGAUGACAGUUGGAUGGAGCUGGUAAAGAAAUAUGCGAACAUAGCUGAAAGGCCAAUUAAUCUCACGGAAAGGGGAAAAUUGGAUGGAUUCAAGUCCCCAAAGCGUGCUCAAAUUGUUCUCAUUAACGUUGAUCGAAAUCUAGCAGAAGCACGCGCGAGUUUUAUCGAUUUGUGCUGGUGCUGUUCCGGCUGGUGUAGUCCAGAGGUUUCUUUAAUCUCUUUGUGGUCCGGUGCUGAGGGUCUACAGAGCGAGAUCUGCAACAUGUUCAACCCGAUUGUGCUUCCUUUUCUCAUAGUGACGCAUCCUGUUAAAAAGCGUAACCUUCUAUCUUCUCCUUAUCGAGCCCAUCCGUGCAUUACCAAACUUAUUCCUCUGGCUGCCGUAGACACUUCUAGAGACCAUGAAUCGGUAGAUUUGUCGUCACAAACAUCGUCUUCGCAUUGGAGCGAUCUUGACCCACAACAUCGUCUUACACUCGCAAGUCGGAUAUGUAGUUUAAUUUUUCAGCUUAGUCUGCCAAUGAGCUUUUACGCACAAGUGGACCAUGUGUACAUAAUCAGGAACCCCUAUACUGAUAUUUCUACAAAAGCCAUUGAGUCGACUUGUACAUCGAUGGUUUCUUUGCAAGGCCAAAUAUCUGAUCGUGACAUGCGUUCUAUAUCAGCAGUCAUAGAGCCAUUUGUAGGUUUGGUUGACUUCCGUUUUCAGGUUAACAUUGUGAAGUGUUCAGCCCCUUUGAACAUCAAGCAAGACCCUGUUCUGCCUGUUUAUUAUACUUUUUUAAAGAACAAAGUAAUAUCCUGUACUUCGUGCUUCAGAUCCAUAGACGUGUAUACUUCCCCACUUUACAGAUGUCUUCACUGUUUGCAGCGGUGCGGAGUGAUAUGCCAUAAUUGUUUUCAAAGUAACAGCUCUCGCGUUAUAUCUAGACGUCAUCCUCAGAAUCAUAUCUUUGCUCGGAUUCCGCCGGUCGUGUGCGCAAUAGGUUCACUCCCCGUCUUGUGGGGACCUAGUAAUGUCUUUCCUCUUCAACCACCGCCUAUUUUUGCCUCCCAGUCCUCAGAUACAUCUAAUAUGAUACAUCUUGGUAUCUAUUGUGACGAAUGUCAUGAAAUGAUCAGGGGUGUUCGAUGGAAGUGCGCCGUGUGCUACAGUUUUGAUUACUGCAAUGUCUGCUUUGAGAAGCAGAUGCCGAACGAGUUGGAGUUUCUGCAAGAAUGUACCGAUCUUCCCAACUGGCUGAAGGAUAGCGAAGUUUCACAAGCUCCCCAAAAGGAUGCCAUUAGGCGAGUGCACGAGCCUUCACACCCAAUGCUUUGCAUUCCUCCUCAUUUUCUGAAAGGAACAAAUGGGAAUGAUUUCUUACAACCGGUAUCCUUAAAGCUAAAGGAUGUACUUUCCUAG
Messenger RNA from Phytomonas sp. EM1, 2196 nucleotides. NCBI's taxonomy places the organism in Eukaryota, Euglenozoa, Kinetoplastea, Trypanosomatida, Trypanosomatidae. The record is from the annotation of a GenBank genome assembly.